CAAUUGAAUCCCGAAUAUUUUUUUAAUGCUGAGGAUAUAAAUGAAAAAAUAAACGCUAUUGUUAAUAAAUUGACAGACAAAAAAAAUCCAAAUUUAAUAACGAUGAGAAUGCAAUUAAAUUUCGCGCGUUAUUAUUUGAAUAAAAAUGAAGUAAUAAAAAAAUAUCGUCAGCGUUUAGAAAAAAAAUUAUGUCCGUUGAUAAAUGAAGUUUGUGAAACAUCUCGAGUGAAUACUGACCGUGAUAUUGAGAAAAUUUAUGAAAAAAUAUUGAUUGUCAUUACGAUUAUGAGCGGAUUGGGAGAUUCGAUGACACCAGCUGUUUUAAAAGAAGCUGCAAUGGCACUGCAAAGUAUUUAUCUACCAUCAGAAGUAACUAAUUUUGUUACUUUAUCGAAAAAAGCCAAAAACAAACAACUGAUUGAAUUAAUGAGCAUUGUUGCGGGGAUUAGAUUGUUCAACAAAGAUUGUCAACGUGGUGGACAUGGAAUAGACAAUCUGCCGAGUAUUCUUCAAGAAUCACUUGAAAAAUCUUGCAAUUCGAUUCUUAAACUUCUCGAAGAUUUAAUGAGCAAAAUAUAUCGUCUGACAGCAGCGGUUGAAAAUAUACCCACUAAUUAUUUCGAUAAAAAAAAUAAAUCCAGUUGCUAUGACGAAAAAUUUUUAGACACUAAGUGGAUUAUUGGGGCACUAGUUACUUGUCGUCAACAAGAAAUUUAUGUCAGAAAAGUUUUAUCAGACCUUGAGGAAAUAAAAGCAGAAUUUAAAAUUUUAAUGGACACAUUAGAAAUGCGAUUACAUAAAUUACAUGAUACUGUAAAAUUUCGUACUGCAAUACCUAUUGUUCAAGUUUAUCCGCAAUUUAUUGAUUUGACAUCAAUAUGGGUGAAAUUACAAGAUGAAAUUAUAGUAUUGGAUAAUAUUAAUAAUUUUAUGGAAAAAUUAAAAUUAUUGAGCACUGAAAUUAAAAAAAUAUAUGAUGAAAUACAUCUAGAGAAAUUUACUAAUAAUACUGAAAUUCUUUCUGAUGCCGAAAGGCUCGAACGUUCAAUGGGAAAAUUAAUAAAUGAAUGUGGAGACUGUUUAAUUUUAUAUCCGAACACUAGUGAAAAUUUUCAAGAAAUUCAAUUAGAAUUUCAAGGAUUCUGUGCAUGGACUUUCAUCGCUGGAUACGGUGCAUUAAUACCCGGAAAUCCAAAUAUCGGUAUCGUUAAAUGGCGAGCUAGAUAUUUUGCAUUUUCUUCAGAUUAUGCUGCCAGUCAAUUUGGCAAAGAUCCUAACAGAUAUAUGUACGAAGCAUUGGAUUUCGUGAGAAAAAAUCCAGAGUAUAUUUACUUAUUUAAUCUCCAUGAAGACAUCGAAGCUCUCAAUAACAAAGAAAAAACAACGCAAGAAGAGUACUCUUUUGAAAUGAAUAAAGAUCAGUUUGUACAAACGGAUACUCAUAUUCUGGACUCAUAUAUUGACCCGGAUUACCAUCAUAGUCUUUGGGAACAUCGUCACAAGGCAUUGAAACUUGGAAAUAUAUCAAAAUGUAUGACCAAAAGUACUCAAACAUAUUUGUCAUACUUCAAACGAUCGAUGAGUAUUCAAGCCUCGCUUCAAAAAAGUACUUCAAGCCAAACACUCAAAGACAACGCGUCCAAUACACCUCAGUGUCAAAAAUUCAUUUAUGGAUUUCGCGCGCAACUCCCACAUAUUAUUCAUUAUUAUCAUUAAUUCAACAAUCAUU
This is a messenger RNA of Microplitis demolitor, 1729 nucleotides long. RefSeq names its product cilia- and flagella-associated protein 206. The record is from RefSeq and is a predicted model, not a curated record. Gene Ontology annotation, biological process: regulation of cilium beat frequency. The transcript has 11 exons. The annotation marks the transcript as partial. Gene Ontology annotation, cellular component: axoneme; ciliary basal body. Lineage: Eukaryota; Metazoa; Arthropoda; Insecta; Hymenoptera; Braconidae.